CAGUAAAUUGUGAGUUCCCAUUCAGUUUGAAACAUUCGCUGAUAGUCGAGUCAAUAAAUCAAUCUAGUUUCAGUUUAUGUUCAACAUUCAUCAUUAAAGAUAAGUUGGUCAUUUUUCUAUAGUACAUUUUCUUUAAUUUUCAUUAAAUUGGUUCGAUAAAAUAAAUCAAAAUUAAAUCGAUAAUUAAAAACAAAAAACUUUGAUUCAAAAUGGUUUUGACUCCAAUGCAAUUCAACCUUACCAUCAUUUUGGCUUUUGUCGUUUGCUGCAAUUGCCAAUCAGACGGCCACGGCCUUUCUUCCUCUUGGGCAAAACUCCAAAUCUCACCGGAUACGUUAAGUUCCAUGGAGUACGGCAACUUUCUCAUUGAGAUUUACGAACACGCCAAUAAUCACAAGGCAACGACAGCUGCUAGCCAAAAAAAAUACUUUUACUCUCCCCUUGCGCUAUUGGACCACAAAAGUGCCGUUAGUAUCUACAACAACGUCACUAAUCAACCAGAGAUGAGAUUUCGUGUGGAAAUGUGGAACGACAAAGUCCAAAAUGAAGUCGUGAAACAUUUGAAUGAAGUCGUCGGUUAUGAAAUUAAAUCUAACAAAGUGAGAGUUAUUCCCUUGGAGAAGGUCAUUCUCUCAAGCAACCUCCCCACGGCAGAUUAUUCUUUAUCGCCAGUGUGGACGAUUUAUGACAAGAGAAAAACCUUGAGACUUUCUCUGUCGUGUUAUGACCAGAAGAUUUGCAACAAACUGGCCAAUGAAAUGCGAUCUAAUCCCGAACAAUUUGACCAUUUAAAAUUCCUCUACAGUUUGUCAUCGCAAACGUCGCAAACUAAACAGACGACCAUCAGCAUCGGCAGCGUCACUUCCGGUCACAUGAUCACUACUCUUUUACAGAAAUUUGAUGACAAAAAGGAAAUUUUUCUGACGGCCAACGACGAGAAGAAAAUGCUGAUGGAAGCGGCCACCAACAUCCGAAUGGAUACAUUUGACGAUUCCGAGGUCGGGUCUCCCGACACGGAGUUUCAAAUUUUAAACAUUUUAAAGGAUUUGCUGGUCACGUCUAGGACGACUAUCAAAGAACAAAGUGACAAGAUGUGGGAUUCUGUUUUCUGGAAUGAGGAAAAUUACCGGCCGGAUAAAACGACGAAAACUUUAAAUGAAAUCAUAAAAAAACUAGACACGGAAACUCAAAGAAAACUGGCGGAUAUGUUUCAAAAAGCGGAAAGGCAUUCGGAAAUAACAGAAAAAUUUACUUCGAGUAAUAAAGACGCGGAGAAAAGACGAGAGGAACAACUUCGUCGCGAAAAUCAAUCGAAAGAUGCAAAUGAAAAUGAAAUGAGAAGAUCACAAGCAACUCAUCAAGAGCAAUCCAGUCGCAAUCAAACACGCGAUGACAAAUCAACAACCAGCAGAGAUAACACUGAUAUCUCCGUCGAUGGCGUCGGCUCUGACGACGGCGUUAAAAUUGCGACCAAUAAUAGUCACACGCACAAUACCGAUCAACAAAACGAAAGGAAGGAAAGUGCAAAGAAAAAUUCAGAUGAAUAUGACCGAAAAAUGGAAAAUAAAGAAAGAAUUCAGCACAAUUACGACUCAAACAGCUGGACUAACGUGGACAGAAUCAGUUCAACGAUUUCAGGGAAAAUGGCAAACGAUUUCGAUAAUUCCCGGCGAAUUGAAAUUGUGAAGGAAGACGUGGAAAAGUUAUUGCAAGAAAGUAGAAACCACGUCCAAUGGGACGGAGAGAAAUUCGUGCCCAAACCCAUGCAACUGAGUAGAAUCAAUUUGGGCAAAUUUCGUGAUACCCAAUCCUUUCAGAAUCAUAACGUUCGUGUUCGUUACACAAACGCCGAAUUGUCGGCGCCCAUCAAAUUUGUAGAACACGCAGAAUUGACUAUCACUGACGAAUGGAACAAUGUAAAGGACGAAUUGAUAGAAACUAGAGAAAUCUUAAAAACAAUUAUAAUUAACUUGGCGAAAACGAAUAACGAACUGAGUAAUGUAAAGAGUGAUUUAACCAAUACGACAAUCGAUUUGGCCAAUAAAUUAGAAGAGACUAGAAAAGAUUUGGUGAAAACUAAAACUGGCUUGCUGGAGAAAACGACGACCGUCGAUGAUUUAACAGUAAAACUUAAUGUGACAAGCAUAGAAUUGGCAGAAAUGAAAAUCAUCACCAGAAAUUUGUCAACGGAACUUAAAGAAACUUUGAUGAGCUUGACGAAAACAAAUACCGAACUUGGCAACGUGAAGAGUGAUUCAACCAACACGAGAAUCGAUUUGGCUAGUAAAUUAGAAGCCACUGUUGCGAAAAUUAAUAACGAAAUGGAAAAAACGAAUACCAAUUUCAGUAAAAUCAUCUAUGAUUUCUCAAAAAAAUUAUUAGCGACUGAAAAUGAACUGUCAGAAUCGAAGUUGAGCGUUAAAAAUAUUUCAUCGGAACUAAAAGCGAAUUCGCAACGCUUUGGUUACGAGCUAACAACAACCGAAGACAACCUGAGAAAAGAACUGAGAGCAACUUUAGAUAAUUUGGAAACGACAACAACAAACUUGGCCUCAGCGAGAACCGAAUUGAGUAGCGCAAAGUCUGCCAUUUCGGAAUUGACGACCAAAUUAAAUGCCCGAACGAGUGAAAUAGUUGACAUUGGUAAAAUGCCAACCUCGUGUGCGGAUCUGCAGCGAAUGGGACAAAAAAUCAACGGAUUCUUUUUGGUUAAAGGAUCGAAGAAGAUGGAAACGGUUUACUGUGACUUUUAUCCUAAUCAAAAUGACAAACAGAAAUGGAUUGGAUACGCCGACGUCAAAUCAGCGCCCGUCCAUUUCUACGUCACGAGAAAUUCUUCAUUUUCCACAACUGGAACUCCGAUUCCGUUCGAUUUGGCACGGGUGAACGAGGGAAAUGCCAUGGAUUUGACAUCGGGUAUAUUCACGGCUCCGCGACCGGGAAUUUAUUUCUUUUCAUUCACGGGAAUGGCGGCAUUUCCAUCUUCAUCAUCAUCUUAUGUUGCUUUAGGAGUUAGUCUUUUUUUGAAUGGAGUUAAAAUCGGGACGGGUAGGGUUGAAGAGGCAAACACCGUCGAUAAUCAAUGGAGUCCGUUGACCCUUCAGUUGACGUUGAACUUGAAAAAAAACGAUCAAGUCUUGGUGCAGAUUUAUACCAUGUCAACAGGGGUGAAAUUGUUAGACGACAGUCUCCACUUCACCCAUUUCACGGGUUUCAUGUUGGAGGAGGAAAUUGUGGCGUCCCUUUGAGGUUCAACAUCCCAAAUAAUUGGCGACACGAACCAAAAUGCGCAAAAUGAACGUCGACACGAAUAUUUGGGGAAGAGGAUUUUAAAGGGGAAGGGAAGAUAAUUCAUUUGAUUCUUAUUCAUUAAGGGAUUUCUUUACGAAAAUUGAACUAUGUAUACAAUCAUGUUUACUCAGGCUGUCAAAAUCUGAAUGGGAGUUCGAAUGUUUAUUAAAACAGCAAUUACCAUUCGCACCCAUUUCACGGAUAACCGUGCGCCCCUCUUUCAAUCGAAAUGUGCAAAAUGAUAAUAGACAAACAAUUCGAACGAAAUGAAUUUUUCUAUUGGAUCCGAUUCACUUCCCGAUCUAUUUGUCGUCGCCCUGUUACCAUAUAAACAACUUCUGUCAUAAAAAUUGUAACCUUUAAAAUUCUUCAGCCUUGACUGGUUGAUCUCAGCACGCUCCGAAGUUGAUUUCUAAGAGUCGCGGAAUUAGCUACCGAAGGAUCACUAACCAUUUUACCAUUCACUUGGUAAUGGAAAAGCGGUUAAAAGAAGAAAAGCCACGCCCGUUAAAGAUAAGGAUAAACUAACAGGGUUCGAACUUCGAAGAUUGCGUAUUUUAAAAUUAACUUUAUAUGAUAAAGUACGCCUUAAGAAUAAUUGUCGAUAACCAAAUAAACCAGAUGUCAAGAGUUCGACCCUUUCAGAUGUCAAGAGCUCG
Messenger RNA from Daphnia pulicaria, 3950 nucleotides. RefSeq names its product myosin heavy chain, cardiac muscle isoform-like. The transcript has 11 exons. Gene Ontology annotation, molecular function: protein binding. Bases 210 to 3248 code for a protein of 1012 amino acids. The record is from RefSeq and is a predicted model, not a curated record. Lineage: Eukaryota; Metazoa; Arthropoda; Branchiopoda; Diplostraca; Daphniidae.